ACCGUAAUUUUAAGGGAAAAUUACAUAACUAAUUGUUUCUCUCGACUUCUUCAUUGCGUGUCAUUGAUCAUUAAUCUCUUUUCAAAAUUGGAUUGGAGUUUGUUAUGUUAUACUUUUACGAGUAUUUUAUUUCAAUUGAAUGGCACAAAAUCCUGACAAAUAUUCGUGCUAGUGAUUUUGAACCCAUUGGCUGGUUCAAAUUCUUUGGAAUUUCGAUAAUCUUUGAUUUGAUUUCAAUCUUGGUUCAUUAUUAAUAUGAGAUAAGCAAAACAUGCCCACCACCAAUACCAGCAACCAACUCCAAUUAGAAAAAAUAGUUGGCUCUCCUCUUGAAGAGGUCAAAAGCACAAGCCUGGUUUCUCUCCAGUUCAAUGGGAUUCAUUCCAUCCACAUAAUACGGGAUCUCCAAUCACGUGUCUGCCAAUCACCAGCCCGAAACAAUCAAAUUUAUCCAAUUGCAAGAAAAGGCAGAAGAAGUCCGUUAUAAUCUGAUAAAUAUCAGUUUUUUGUUUUUAUAAAACAGGGCAAGGAUUUUGAUCUGCUUUCAUUUGUCAGAGGUAACCGACAAGGGGGGCAAGCUGCUUUCUUGUCCAACAGUUCCUUGUUCCCCGGAUCUGUUGUGUUUGCAUACUAAUAACAUCUUCAAAGAGUUUCCGAGUUCAAAGAAAUUAAGCAAAACAAUGUCAUUCACCGGAACUUUGGACAAGUGCAAGGCAUGUGAUAAGACUGUCCAUGUGGUGGAUAUGUUGUCUCUUGAAGGAGUGCCUUACCAUAAAACCUGCUUCAAAUGCACCCAUUGUAAGGGAAACCUUGUGAUGAGCACCUACUCUUCCAUGGAUGGAGUCCUGUACUGCAAGCCUCAUUUCGAGCAACUAUUCAAGGAAUCUGGCAAUUUCAGCAAGAAUUUCCAAGCAGGUAAGACACAUCUUCAAAGUCUGAGAAGCAAAAUGACCUGGACUCCCAGCAAACUUUCAUCCUUGUUCUGUGGAACCCAAGACAAGUGUGCCGCUUGCGAGAAGAUUGUGUAUCCUUUGGAGAAGGUUAACAUGGAAGGGGAAUGUUUCCACAAGUCAUGCUUCAGGUGCGCUCAUGGAGGCUGUCCUCUGACACACUCUUCUUAUGCUGCUCUGGAUGGGGUCCUCUACUGCAAGCAUCAUUUUGCUCAGCUCUUCAUGGAGAAAGGAAACUACGACCAUGUUCUCGAGGCUGCUUCACACAAGAGAAAUAACUCCUCUGCAUCUUCCGAACUUGCUGAAAAUCAAGCUGAUCUGGAAGCUGCGGUUGAUAAAGACCAAUCCGAAGAGAAAUCUUAAAAUUAACGCGCCAUUGUUUCUUAUAAUUCCCACCAUGAUUGGGUGGCGUACCUUCUCAUCAAAGUUGAAUUAAUUUCUUGUCUGAUUGUUCACAUUUUGUUUUGGAUUGGCUUGUUUAUGUAAUUGAU
Molecule: messenger RNA, 1441 nt
Organism: Durio zibethinus
Lineage: Eukaryota; Viridiplantae; Streptophyta; Magnoliopsida; Malvales; Malvaceae
Source: RefSeq, a predicted model, not a curated record